AUGACGACUUCACGCGCCAGCUCUGCCUCGGACGGCGAGGCCUUCGAUAUGCAGCACAAGGCAAACAGGCUCAAUCAACACAACGAUUCCGAGGUUAACGGCUCAAACAGGGUCUUCGGCCUGGAUGGAGCUUCGGACAAUGAUGGUAGCGUGUUCCACUACAAAAGCUCACGGCCAGAACGGCCGCUCACAAGCUCAGGCUACAAGUACCGCCCUCUAAGUCGCUCGCCCUCACCCUAUCGUCGGAAGGGCUCACGUUCUCCCUCGCCUUACCGCAGCAAACGCGUCCCCGACCGCUCCCGCUCCCCUUCGCCGUACCGCAGCAAACGCACCAUCGACCGCUCCCGCUCGCCUUCCCCCUUCCGACAUGGUCGUGAGAGCGGUGACUCGCGCUCCUAUACCAAGCGCAAGGGUUCCCCACCACGUGGGGGUCGUCCAGAGAAGCGGCCUCACACUGAUCGCAACAGGAGCGACCGAGGGAGCGAUUUCCGCCAGAAAGACGGCCGUCGUGCACCUCCUCAGUCUGGUGACUCCAGUGGGCGUAGAGAGGUGCCAGAGCGCCACGCUAAGCCGAUAUCGUAUGCUGAGUUAGAGAACCCAAAUGCAGUGCCAGACUUCCGCGAUGGCAUGCCUGCGAAUGAUCGUUCUCAGAAUCCGAGUAACGGAAACCAUCAGCGCAACAGCCACCAAGCCCGUUCGCGACGACAUGAGCAGGCUACUGCUGGCGGCCCGCAAGGCGCAGCAAAGCAGUCAAGCGAGCAACAGGAUGUCGAAAUGAAAUCCGCCGUUGACGAAACCGACUAUUCCCUCGCACCUGUCGAGGAGAAGGUUCCGACAGAAGAGUCGCGCGAGGAAAAGCGCCGCCGAUGGGCAGCUAAGCGCGCUGAGAUGCAGGCGAAGGCAAGCCAGGACCUCCUACACCAGGCGGUGAUCACAAAUGCUUCGGAAGCUACUACGCCGAACGCGGCCUCGCCUUCUCUCCAUGCGGAUAUGUCCAUGUCUCCAUUUGCUUCACCGCGCAACGGCGAUUCGGAUUCCGCGCCCGCCUCUCCAGAUGUCAUGGUAAUCGACAAACAGGCUGGUGUCAGCGAAGCAAAUAGUCCUGCUGCAGCCAGUCCAUCGGCAGCGGAUUAUGAUCCUGUGCAGGACAUGCUGGAUGAUCGAAAUCGGGCGGCCAAAAAGAACCAGGCUUCCGAAGUCUCAUCUGGAGCGUACCACGAGACCGAUUCAAAGGUACUUUCAACUCUACCCGCCGAGAAAGUGGUCCCGGUCAAAAAGCAGAAGAAGGAAUUAGACAUGUUUGCAUCAGACGACGAGGAAGACGACGACGCAGGAGCCAUGGUCGAAGAAAGCGCGGACUUGAAAGGAACUGUGCUGGAUGAGAAGUUACUCGAUAACUGGGACGAUCCGGAGGGAUACUACAAGCUCAUUAGCAACGAGUUGGUCAAUAACGGGCGUUACCGCAUGAUCCGCACCCUAGGCCGUGGUGUCUUCGCGAAUGUUGCGCAGGCUGAAGACAGAAACGCUGAGACCGACGACCCCAGCCACAAGGUGGUCGCCAUCAAGAUGAUUCGCAGGAACGAAUUGAUGAGGAAGGCCAGUCAGAAGGAGAUGGAUUUCCUGCGCAAGGUCAACGAGGAGGAUCCGCAGGACAAGAAGCACAUCAUCCGACUUCUCGGCUCGUUCGAUCACAAGGGCCACUUGUGUAUUGUCUUCGAGCACAUGUCCAAGAACCUUCGAGAUCUGCUAAAGGAAGAAACCAACGGCCAUGGCCUCACGUUGCCAGCUGUGCGCCUAUAUGCUAAACAAAUGUUCUACGGAUUACUGCACCUGCAGAAUUGCCAGGUCAUCCACCUCGAUCUCAAACCUGACAACGUCUUGGUGUCGGAAGAUAAGAAGACCAUCAAGCUCGCAGAUUUCGGCACAGCCGUCGAUAAGCGUGACAUCAUCGAGCGCACCGAAUACCUCGUUAGUCGCUUCUACCGUGCACCAGAGAUCAUCCUGGGUAUGGACAUCAGCUACCCAGUUGACAUGUGGGCUGUUGGAUGUACUGUGUACGAGUUAUGGACAGGCAAGAUCCUCUUCACAGGCAGGUCGAACAACCAAAUGGUCAAGGCCUUUAUGGAUUGUCUAGGCUGGCCUAGCGAGAAGCUUCUGCGCAAGGGACUUGCGAACAAUAUCCUCACGCACUUCGAGUUUGGAUCAUCGACUCUGAAGUUCAUCAGCCGUGAGGUAGAUCAGCAGAACAAUAUUGCUGUUCGCAAGAUUGAGCAACAGAAAAAGAUCAAUCGCGAUCUGAAGACCCGGGUGCAUGAUGCCGCUCGAAACAUUGCAUCGGGUGGCCCAACCGCCACGGAACUGAAUGAUCUGGCUGAUCUGCUUAGUGCUUGUCUCCACAUGAACGUCGAGAAGCGUCUGACGCCUAAAGAAGCCAUCAACCACAAGGUCUUUGGCACCAGCAAGCCCCUCAUUCCCAAGUCUGCGGUUGUGAAGCCGCCCAUGAUGAAGCGAGGAACGCCCGGUAUCAGACGGUAAGCCAGCGCGCUGGAACUCCUUGCGUUGCUUUGCGCGGUUGGAAUUGAUUGCUAGUCACUCUCAAGCUCCCCCGUGUUUUCCUUUCCAACUUCCCCUCCUUAUUCCCUGUUUGCUUGUCCAGUAUGGUCGACAAUGUCCGAUUACUGUCCCUUUUCUGGUAUGGCAUCGAACGUUGGACCUGGUUGCUCAACAACCUCUUCCGAUGUGGCAGUCGACCUCUACUGCACUGAAGCCAACAAGGGUCUUCGUUUCCCAGAGCAGGAUAGGCAUUUGAUCGACGGUGGCGUUUACGGUCAUGUGUGGCUCAGUCGGCUCAAUUUUCUUUGGCUGGAGUAUAUGGUCAGGCGCAAAGGAGACAGGAGUUAUUCACCGAUAGCGAGGAUAUGGGAGCAAAAGUACAAAGACAUUUCUUUAAGUGUAUAUACACAUGACUUUCAAUGUGGCUACAUUGCCGAGCAUUGAAAAAAUCAAUACAUACCACCU
Messenger RNA from Parastagonospora nodorum SN15, 3018 nucleotides. RefSeq lists its product as hypothetical. Gene Ontology annotation, molecular function: ATP binding; protein serine/threonine kinase activity. The transcript is spliced from 3 exons. Gene Ontology annotation, biological process: mRNA cis splicing, via spliceosome; peptidyl-serine phosphorylation; peptidyl-threonine phosphorylation. Bases 1 to 2535 code for a protein of 844 amino acids. NCBI's taxonomy places the organism in Eukaryota, Fungi, Ascomycota, Dothideomycetes, Pleosporales, Phaeosphaeriaceae. The record is from RefSeq and is a predicted model, not a curated record.